CGGGCGGCGGCGCUUCCGCUCGCCGCAGCGCAAUGGCCGUGGCCGCGUUCUUCUCCCCGUGCUCCGCGCUGCGGCCGGGCCUGGCUCCGCUGUGCCGAUGGCGGGCCGCCCUCCCUCGCCUCGCGUCCCGCCAUGCCGGCAGCGUCCCUCGGAGCGCCGCCAGUGAUGAAGCAGCCAUUAUCUCAGGGACAAAGCUCGCUAAACAAGUCUUGAAGGAAGUUCAAAGGGAUGUGGAAUCGUGGAUAUCCUGUGGGAACAAGAGACCUCAUCUCACUGUCAUAUUAGUAGGCGACAACCCAGCUAGUCAUAUCUAUGUCAGAAAUAAGGUAAAAGCAGCUGCAGCUGUAGGAAUUUCUAGUGAGGUCAUACUGAAGCCUAAAUAUAUUUCUCAGGAAGAACUGUUGGAUAUGACAUUAAAACUCAACAAGGACUCAACAGUUAGUGGUGUAUUAGUUCAGCUGCCUCUCCCAGACCAUAUAGAUGAGCGGACAGUUUGUAAUGCUAUCGCACCUGAAAAGGAUGUGGAUGGAUUUCACAUUAUCAACAUUGGACGCCUGUGUCUCGAUCAGCCAUCUGUAAUACCUGCCACUGCUGCUGCUGUCUGGGAAAUCAUAAAGCGGACAGGAAUACAAACAUUUGGGAAAAAUAUUGUUGUAGCUGGAAGAUCUAAGAAUGUUGGAAUGCCCAUUUCAAUGCUUCUGCAUACUGAUGGAGAGCAUGAAAGGCCUGGAGGAGAUGCUACAGUGACCAUUGCGCAUAGGCACACACCAAAGGAACAGCUCAAGAUCCAUACUCAACUUGCUGACAUUGUCAUAGUAGCUGCAGGUAUCCCGAAGUUGAUUACAACUGAUAUGGUCAAAGAAGGUGCAGCUGUGAUAGAUGUAGGCAUCAAUCAUAUCCAUGAUCCUCUAACUGGAAAGACCAAAUUAGUUGGGGAUGUGGACUUCGAAGAAGUGAAGAAGAAGGCUGGCUUCAUCACUCCAGUGCCAGGAGGGGUGGGACCUAUGACUGUUGCAAUGCUUCUGAAGAACACGCUGAUAGUUGCUAAGAAGCUCAUUUACUAGAGGAAGUGUGCUGUCUCAGAAGAAGAAUGCAAGUUGUUCUAUUUAUUGUUAUACAAAACCUUUAUUUUUUACUAGAAAGAUAUUUAUUUCUACAUUGUAUUUAUUUUUUCAUGUAAACUAUAUUGAACUUGAUGGUUUACAAAAUGUUACAAUACUUUAUGUUACCUCCUGCUGACUUACUGUGAGCAUCACUGAAUUGAAUGGUGCAGACUUUGUUGGUACCAUGUUGUUGGUCAGCUGUGUGUAUGGAAGUGAAGAACUAAACUUGAAUUCCAGAGCUUGAAUUAUGCUUGUGUAUUUUGAGAUGGGAUGCUAUUGAUGAGAUUAUUUAAGCAUUAGAUAUGCUCAAU
Messenger RNA from Tympanuchus pallidicinctus (lesser prairie-chicken), 1414 nucleotides. RefSeq names its product methylenetetrahydrofolate dehydrogenase (NADP+ dependent) 2 like (gene MTHFD2L). Lineage: Eukaryota; Metazoa; Chordata; Aves; Galliformes; Phasianidae. The transcript has 8 exons. Gene Ontology annotation, cellular component: mitochondrion. Bases 33 to 1064 code for a protein of 343 amino acids. Gene Ontology annotation, biological process: tetrahydrofolate interconversion. Gene Ontology annotation, molecular function: methylenetetrahydrofolate dehydrogenase (NAD+) activity; methenyltetrahydrofolate cyclohydrolase activity; methylenetetrahydrofolate dehydrogenase (NADP+) activity. The record is from RefSeq and is a predicted model, not a curated record.